CUAUCAAGAACUGCAAUCUGAGCUUGAAAUUCUGGUUUUCAUUCCCUGCCAGACUGAUUUAUGCUCACAGUACCGAAUAGUUGCUGUCAAACAUCACUUGUAAGAAUGUUUCAAAAUAGCUUGGAACCACAAAAACAAAUCCGUGCAUAAACUUUUUUUAUACUAAUACUAGAUCGAGUCGAGGAACCCAAUAAUGACAGUCAACCCCUUACAUUCAAUAUAAGUCCACUUGAGAUUUGAGAGAGCUGAGAUCAAAGAUCAAGGCAAUGGAAGAAAACGAAAUCAAGAACUUCAUAAAGGUAUGGAUUUCAGCAUUCAUUUCUUUAACUUAUUGUUAUUUCAUACCCAUGAAAAUCCCAAAAGGAAAAUUCAGAUUUCUUUCUCUCCUCCCAGUUCUCUACUUAUUUACAUUCAUUCUUCCGUUUAAACUCAGAACAAUAUCUUUAGUAGGUGGUACAGCAUUUUUCCUUACAUGGCUUGCUAAUUUCAAUCUCAUUUUAUUCUCAAUUGACAAAGGUCCAUUAUCAUCAUCAUCAUCAUCAAAUCCACCAAUUUCAUACUCAAAAUUCAUUUCCACUUCUUGUCUUCCCAUUAAACUAAAAAACCCAUCAUCAUCAUCUCAUCAUCAAACCACAACUACUACAAAUCUAGCAAUCAAAGGUUUGAUUCUAGGAUUAUUAACAAUUAUUUAUGAACAUAAACAAAUCAUUCAUCCAAAUUUGAUGUUAGUGUACUAUUGCUGUUAUCUUUACCUUUGUUUAGAAUUACUGUUAGCCAUUGUUGCAGCCAUGGUCUCAAAACUGCUAAAGCUGGAUCUUGAACCCCAAUUCAAUGAGCCAUUUCUUUCAACUUCAUUACAAGAUUUUUGGGGACACAGAUGGAAUUUAAUGGUGCCAAAUAUUCUCAAACCAACUGUUUAUGAUCCUGUCCGGUAUGUUUCUGUGGCUGUGAUUGGUUGGAAGUGGGCUCCACUUCCAGCGACACUGUCUACUUUUCUCGUGUCCGGGUUAAUGCACGAACUCAUUUUCUACUACUUCGGACGUGUGUAUCCGACAUGGGAAGUCACUUGUUUUUUUCUGCUCCAAGGAAUUUGUGUGGCAUUGGAGAUACUGGUGAAGAAAUUGGCUAAUGGCAGGUGGAGGCUGCAUCCGAUGAUUUCGAGACCGUUGACGGUUGGGUUUGUGUUGGUGACGGCUGUUUGGCUGUUUUUUCCGCAGGUUCUGAGGUUUAAUGGGAUUGAUAGGGUGAGUAAUGAGGUUGCUGCAGUUGUUGGGUUCUUUAAGGAAGCUGGAACAACUUUGAAGUUAGUUUUCAGGGUAUAGAUUGUUUAAGGUUAUGAAAUAGGAACCACUGCCUCAAAGUCUAGAGUUUUCUGUUUGGCUUAUACUGAAUUGCUCUCUAGUGAGUAUCCUUGUUCAAAAUUUGUUAAUUACAAAAACUUGAAUAUGAGUUUGUGAGCUAUCCAUAAUAAAUUGUCCAUUGU
This is a messenger RNA of Papaver somniferum (opium poppy), 1483 nucleotides long. Its product is annotated as probable long-chain-alcohol O-fatty-acyltransferase 5. The transcript has a single exon. Gene Ontology annotation, biological process: lipid metabolic process. The coding region runs from base 267 to 1322 and encodes 351 amino acids. Lineage: Eukaryota; Viridiplantae; Streptophyta; Magnoliopsida; Ranunculales; Papaveraceae. The record is from RefSeq and is a predicted model, not a curated record.